This is a messenger RNA of Cotesia glomerata, 2263 nucleotides long. RefSeq lists its product as uncharacterized. The coding region runs from base 1091 to 2263 and encodes 390 amino acids. NCBI's taxonomy places the organism in Eukaryota, Metazoa, Arthropoda, Insecta, Hymenoptera, Braconidae. The transcript is spliced from 4 exons. The record is from RefSeq and is a predicted model, not a curated record.
UAUUUUUGAAAUUGAUCAAUCGAAAGACGAUUCAACAUUUAUACCCGAUAUCGAGUCAAGCUUAAAUGAAUCAAUUGACAUCAACUCUGUUGUUGAAAAAAGUACCGCUAACUCUAUAGAAAAACUGCUAUCUACAGCAGUAGCUCCAGUUCUUCAUGAAUUAGAUGUACCCGUAUCUGGAACGAAAACAAAAAACAUUUUGCUGUUUCUGUUUUGAACUAAAGGUAGUUCCUAGUCGUCACUAUCGAGAUGCUCAUGCUAAUGAACCAGAAGUUAAGUACUUCCUUGCCCUAGAAAAAGUAAAUUCAGCUGCCAGGAAAGCAGCAAUAGAAAAAUUACGACUCCGAGGUAAUAACAUGUAUAAUUUAAACAGAGAUUUCAACCAAGGGAAUCUCCUUGUCUCUCGUCAACCUCGUCAAACAUCGGGGGCGAAUGCUAUAGAUUAUAAGCCUUGUGCUAAAUGUGGACGUUGGUUACAGAAUUUAAAACGACAUAAUUGCCCAGAAGAAAAAGACCAUCAUGAAGAUAGCUCUAAUUUAAUUAGAUCAAAAAUAAUGAUGGGGCAAAUUCACCGAACGCAAAUGAAUUAACCAGAAAAAUUCUCGCAAUUAACAAUGACGAUGAGAUAUCAGAAAUUAUUCGUUACGACCCUUUGCUGAUAGUGUUUACGAACGAUUUGACUGAACGAUAUACCAACCAGCAUCAUCAUAAUAUGAUACGAUCUCGUUUGAGAAUGCUGGGAAGUAUAUUGCUGAAAGUUAUGGAAUUUAACGAAGAUGUAUUUAAAAAUGGUAGAAUUAAUCAACAUCACAACCCAGUAGACGUCAAAGGUUUUGCUGAUAUUCUUGAUCCGAGACUCUAUGACAAUAUGAUCAUUGCAGUUCAAGUGAUUGUUGGCGUAAACAUAGAAACAAGUGAGUGUAGAGCUCCUUCAACUGCUACUACUGCGGGUACAUGGAUUACGAAAGUAGCUAAAGUUUAUAAAAAGGAGCUGAUAAAAAAUUAGACUUCGGACGAUGUGAGAUUGUGAAAUAUUUUCUGGAAGUCCACGAAGUAGAAUUUCCUACUCGAAUCAAUACACUGGCGAGAAAUGUCCAAACAAAGCAAAAAGGUACAAGCAAAACCUCUUCCAACAAUGGAAGAUAUAAACAGUUUCAGAAAUUAUAUUGAAGCCUGUCUGGUUUCGGCGAUCGAAUCAUUGACUGCAAGAUUUAAGUAUUAUGCAUGGAAAAAAUUGUCUCAAUGUACUCUUAUAUCUAUUAUGCUAUUUAACCGUAAGCGACCAGGAGAAUUAGAAAGGAUUUGUCUGGAUGACUAUAAAAGGGCUAAAAAAUUCGAGGAAACCAAUAAAGAUGAAUAUAAUCAAUUAUCAAGUCAGAAUAAGAGACUAGUCGACGAAUACUUGCGUAUUGAAUUCAGGGAAGUGGGUCGAGAAAUACCAUUACUCUUAUCAACCAGCAUGCGUUCUUUUAUCGAUAUUAUAUUAUCACAUCGAAGUGCAGCCCAAAUUCAUCCUGACAAUCCGUUUAUUUUUGCUUUGCCAGGAUUUGAUGGUACGCGUUACAAGCACCUAGAAGCAUGCGUUUUGAUGCGCAAGUUUAGUGAAAAAUGUGAGGCGGUGUAUCCUGAAAGAUUGCGAGCUACAGAACUUCGCAAACACUUUGCUACGACUGUGGCAUCUCUUAAAAUAGAUGAGUGUCAGAUAUAUGAUGUAUCAAAUUUUAUGGGUCACGCUGAAAAAAUUUAUCGCGACCAUUAUCGACAGGCUGUUGUAACUCGGGACGUUUGUGGUGUUUCCCAAAUUUUGGAGGUUGCGUCAGGGGUAAAUAUUAUGAUACGGCGUGAUCAAAGCAGGUCUACAUCUGAGCCUACAUUCCAGAAACAGGCUAAAGCUAAUGAUACUGACAAUGACGACCAGAAUGCCUUUUUAGAUAAUAUGCCACACCAUGAGGAAGUUAACAGUUCUGAUUCAGAAAAUUUCCAUGACACAACUCGUGUCAAAAAUUUAACGAGGAGAAAACGUAAAAUAUUAAGCUUUGAAUUAUUAGAUCGACAACCUAGCGAUGCAACUUCAAAUUCUGGUGAGAGCAUGAAGAAAAAAUCAAAGACGGAUGAUUUAGUGAAGGACAAACAAAAGAAGGUGAAUACAAAAAAACAUGGUCUGAUACGGAAAAAAAAGAUUGUGUUUGACACAUUUGGAAAUUCUAUUAAAGCUUUGAUACUUCCCUCUGGAAAGCUUAUGAGACAAUGUCUUAAAAGAUAA